AACCCUAAGUAUAAACGCCAUGUCUCUUCCAUCGUUUCUCUCCCGUUGCCGCACUUGCUUUUCGCUUCUCCUACUCUGAGUCUUUGGAUUUAGAUUCGUCUAUUAUUCAAGCUAAUCUUCAAGAUGCAAAACGAAGAGGGUCAAUUCACAGAGCUCUACGUUCCUAGGAAAUGCUCUGCUACUAACCGGUUGAUCACAUCCAAGGAUCAUGCCUCUGUGCAGCUCAACAUUGGUCAUUUAGAUGCUGAUGGCGUGUACACUGGACAAUUCACCACCUUUGCUCUCUGCGGUUUCGUCCGUGCCCAGGGAGAUGCAGACAGUGGUGUUGACAGGCUGUGGCAGAAGAAGAAGGUCGAAGCCAAACAAAACUAAGAGCUUGAAGCUGUCUUUUCUUUCUUGUCAUUUUUGUUUUCUGAAAGAUUAUCUCUCAUACUGAAGUAAUGAUUUUGGCUUGAGUCUUGGAACUUACUGCUUUUUGUGCGCCAUUGUGUUCUUCUAAUUUUCCUCCAGUACGUACGAUAUAGAUCUCCUGUUUCUCGACCCUUGUGAUCAGAGAUCAUUCCAAAGCUUUUG
Molecule: messenger RNA, 573 nt
Organism: Camelina sativa (false flax)
Lineage: Eukaryota; Viridiplantae; Streptophyta; Magnoliopsida; Brassicales; Brassicaceae
Product: small ribosomal subunit protein eS21y
Biological process (GO): translation
Cellular component (GO): ribosome
Molecular function (GO): structural constituent of ribosome
Source: RefSeq, a predicted model, not a curated record